AUGUCCUAUUUCAAGACUGAAUACCAGCGGUUCCUGGAUAACCCCAGGUCUGCUAAAUUGGCCGACGAUGUCUCCUUGAUCUACGUUCCUACCACGACCAAGUUCGAGAAGGCCGACAAUGUCAUCACUCAUAUGUUGAAGAACGCGAAUAUUGUCAAGACGAUAUCGAAUCAGAUCAUCAGCGCCAUUGAAGGAUCAGACUCGCUAUGCCUAGACAUGGAGACAACCCUCGAAUUCACCGAGGGUGGUGGGGUUUAUCUCCCCUCGCUCGACGAUAAUUUCCUGGCCGACCGUGUUGCGACUUUCCCCACGAUUCACAUCGUCCACUUCGACUCCAAUCAGUUAAUCAAGCAGGUCCGCAUUUACUGGGACCAGGCCUCAUUGCUGAAGCAAGUUGAGGUUAUCGGAGCGCGCGGACGCCAAUGGCCCAUUCGUGAGGGAAAAGAUCAAGUUCGUCUCCUCAAAACCGCCGAGACGGCGCGUGUGGCACCCUCGCAGCCUCUUUCCGAAAAUAAGACGGAGACCAAACUCACCGACCGCUCCUCAUCCCCAGGCAAGCGCCGCUUUAAGGAUCCCUACUCAGCCAACUCCCUGACUGAGCUCCUCUCGCCGGGCAAGGAGGUAACUGAACGCGAAGGCCGUGCGGAAACCACCAGACCCGCUGCCAGCAAGAAAUAUACCCAAGACCCCUACGGAGCAGGUUCCUUGACUGAGCUUCUGUCCCCCAGCAAGAAGGGUCCUGCCCCUGUGGCCCCCUUUGCGCCUUCGGCUGGGCGACCUGCCCCUCGCAAUUUCAGCGAUAUAUUUGUGAGGGAUGACGGUACAGCCGACGAGUCCAGGAAAGGACCUGUUGACGAAGAUCGUCAUUUCUACAAAUCUGCCCCUGGAAAAUACAACCACUUCGAGAUCGGCGGCGACAACACGGAGCGCGAGACCAAGGCAGAAGUCAAGCAAGCCAAGACCCCCCACUCAACCCACUGGGAAUUCGAUGACUUUGAGACCCCCGUGAAGGGUUCGCGCGUCGCACGUGGAGAAGAAGUGCGCCACUUUGGCUUUGGCGAUGACGAAGAAGGCACCGGAUCCCCCAAAUCCAAGCUAAACGUGAUCAAGCCCCGUCGUGACGCAGAUCGACACUUUGAGAUGACCGAUGAAGAGACUGAGGAUGACGGACGGAUCAUUAGCUCAUUCGGGGGCCGCGGCAAGCGACUCUAUGAGAACCGUCUCUUUGACGGCGACGGCAACGCCGAGCUCUCCGAGCGCGAGCAGAAGAACGAGCCUCUGGCAACAGGUGCCAACACCGCCAACCGCAACAAGAACUUUGCUUCGCAAUUCGCGCUGGGGGAUGAAUCGCCCGUUGCCAAGGAGAACACGCCCACCGAGAAGCACGAGGCUCACAAUAAGAUGAUGGAAUCUCACUGGGAUAACUACGACGAGGAGUCCCCUAAGGUCCCUACCCAAAAGCACGACGCGCACAAUAAGAUGAUGAAGUCUCACUGGGAUAACUACGAGGACCCGUCCCCUGAGCCAAUUAGGAGAAAUGCCACCGCGCAGCGCAACCCCCAAGGCCAUAACCAGCCUAGCUGGGGCCAUGGAGAUGACAACUAA
Messenger RNA from Penicillium robsamsonii, 1605 nucleotides. RefSeq lists its product as uncharacterized. The record is from RefSeq and is a predicted model, not a curated record. The transcript has 2 exons. The coding region runs from base 1 to 1605 and encodes 534 amino acids. Lineage: Eukaryota; Fungi; Ascomycota; Eurotiomycetes; Eurotiales; Aspergillaceae.